Molecule: messenger RNA, 2033 nt
Organism: Myripristis murdjan (pinecone soldierfish)
Lineage: Eukaryota; Metazoa; Chordata; Actinopteri; Holocentriformes; Holocentridae
Product: solute carrier family 28 member 3-like
Exons: 17
Coding region: 1-1980 (659 amino acids)
Biological process (GO): purine nucleoside transmembrane transport; pyrimidine nucleoside transport
Cellular component (GO): plasma membrane
Molecular function (GO): pyrimidine- and adenosine-specific:sodium symporter activity
Source: RefSeq, a predicted model, not a curated record
AUGGAGCUGAACGCACUACAGGAGGAGAGCCAAAAGAAGGGAAGUGACAACAAAGCCUUUGAGUCAGAGGAGCAGGAUCAGAUAUGCAUUGAUGUUGACAGUGCCUCUGAAGAUCAGAAUGCAUGUGAAAAAUACAAAGUGGAAGACAAAGAGAAUGAAGGCUUCCUGGAGAAGAAAAUGGAGGCAUUCCAGGAGUAUUUGGGAGAGCACAAAGUCCAGAUCAAGCUAAUUGUCCUUCUGGUUUUAGGAGCAGGUUUCAUUGCCAUGGUGAUUGCGGCGUGCAUUCUUAAUUUCUAUCAGGCAAUUGGGCUGCUGGUCAUCACCUUGGUAACUGCAUUCUUCCUGCUCUGGGAUUGGAUGAUGGAGCGCUAUGGCGACAGGGUGUGGGAGGAGCUCUCUCCUGUCAGGGACCUCUUCAACAGAAACUGGUUUUGGAUCAGAUGGGUGGUGUGUGUGUUGCUGUUAGUUGGGGUGGUGUGCUGGCUGGCACUGGACACAGCCAAGCAGGGGACCAGACAGUUGGUGUCUUUUGCUGGUCUGCUGGUCUUCAUCUUCUUAAUGGUGGUGUUCUCCAAGAGCCCAUUCAGGAUUUCUUGGCAAACCCUGCUAUGGGGCACUGGGCUACAAUUUGUCUUUGGUCUCCUAAUCCUUAGGACCAAAUAUGGCUAUAUUGCAGUGGAAUGGCUUGGAAAACAAGCAGAGAUCUUUCUGUCUUACGCAGACGUCGGAUCUGAGUUUGUCUUUGGUGAAAGUUACGCAGACCACAUGUUUGCCUUCAAGGUGAUGCCUGUCUUGGUCUUUUUCAGCACAGUCAUCUCCAUCCUCUACUAUGUCGGCUUCAUGCCGUGGCUCAUUCUCAAGAUUGGAUUCAUAAUGCAGGUAACCAUGGGAACAUCUCCAACAGAAUCAAUGGCUGCUGCUGGAAACAUAUUUUUGGGACAGACAGAGUCGCCUCUACUGAUUCGUCCAUAUAUCAGUCAGCUGACCCGAUCUGAGAUCCAUGCCGUGAUGACAGGAGGUUUUGCUAGCAUCGCUGGUUCUGUCAUGGGAGCCUUCAUUGCCUUUGGGAUUGAGUCAUCCCACCUGUUGUCAGCCUCCAUUAUGUCGGCUCCAGCCUCCCUGGCCAUCUCUAAGACAUUCUGGCCUGAAACCGAGACGCCCUGUGUAACAGUCACCAGCAGCAUCAAACUGGACAAAGGAGACAGUAAGAACAUGCUGGAAGCAGCAUCCAACGGAGCAUCUUCUGCUGCCGGUCUGGUGGCCAAUGUCAUCACCAACAUCAUCGCUUUCUUGGCAUUGCUAGCCUUUCUCGACGCUGCCCUCUCCUGGCUGGGAGCAAUGUUCGACUACCCUCAGCUAAGCUUCUCGGUCAUCUGCUCUUACCUGUUCAUGCCUCUGGCCUUCAUGAUGGGCGUAUCCUGGGAAGACAGUUUCAUCGUGGGUGAGCUGAUUGGCUUAAAGACGGUUUUCAAUGAGUUUGUGGCCUAUCAGAAGCUGUCCGAGCUCAUUAACAAGCGGAAGGCAGGGGGGCCAGAAUAUGUGGACAACGUAAAGCAGUACAUUUCUGUCCACUCUGAAACCAUAGCAACCUACGCUCUGUGUGGAUUUGCCAACUUUGCCUCUCUGGGGAUGAUGGUUGGAGCACUGUCGGGCAUGGCUCCAGAAAGAAGUACUGACAUCUCCAACUGUGGCAUCAGAGCGCUGAUUGCAGGCAGUGUCUCCAGCUUCAUGACUGCAUGCAUCGCAGGUGUGCUGUAUAUCCCAACUCUUCCAUGCCCGCAAUUUCUGGACACGCUUCUCAACAAUACUGAAGUGGCUGCCAGCACACAACUAGUCACCUGCUGCACAGACCUGUAUAACAGUGUGACGGUGUAUGAGCCGUGGAACGUGACAGUUGGAGGAGGAUUCAGUCUGAGCAGUCUACAAGUCUGCUGCCCACUCACACCCCCUACUAACCUCAACUGUAGCCUGGUGCUUUGAAAUCCCACUCCAAACACACACACACACACACACACACACACACACACACACAA